Messenger RNA from Spirometra erinaceieuropaei, 1838 nucleotides. The record is from the annotation of a GenBank genome assembly. Lineage: Eukaryota; Metazoa; Platyhelminthes; Cestoda; Diphyllobothriidea; Diphyllobothriidae.
AUGACUUUCUUCUUUAUUGUCAUUAUCAUCCUGCUGGCAAUCAUCCAGGGUGGGUUGAAGAGUGCUGAAUUAACAGUGUUGUCAUCACCUGAGUUAGUAUUUUUUGCCUGACUUUGACAUGCCGCGUCCUUUUGUACACCCCAGGCUUCAUUAUCGACGCUUUCGGCGAUUUGAGGGACCAGCUGGAGCAGGUUAAGGAUGACUUGGAAUCGAAGUGUUUCAUCUGCGGAAUCGGAAAGGAGUAUUUUGACGCAACACCUCAUGGUUUCGACAGACAUGUAGAAAAGGAGCACAACUUUGCCAAUUAUAUGUAGGCUCAUUGCAUUUCGUGCCUUUAUUGCCAUAAUCGCUGUUUUCACCACGACAGUAAUCAACCGUUGGGGCAAAAUAUGCUUCUUGUCUUUUGAAUUCUUUCCGCGCCUGUUUGCGUGUCUUCUUUACCGAACAAUUCUUCAUUUAUGAGUCUUUGCAGAGAUGAGGUCAAUUACUAGACUUUUGCUUUAAGAUGUCCAGUACGACCCACGUAACCAUUGAAAAAAAUAUGCUUCCAUGCAAUGUCUCCGUGCCUUAUUCUGUCAUUUCCUGUGGCAGUUCAUUUUAGUUGUGCGCCUUAUAUUUACCGCCGCCAUACUUACUGACCUGAUCGGGUUACAGCACUAGGGGCUGCAGUUCAGUCAAAGGCGAUCAUUCUAACUACCACUGCCUCUAGAAAUAAUGUGUCUCGGGCAUUUGACUACUGUGUUUAUGACAGAAACCCUCUUUGUGGCCGUCAUGACAAACUGUUUACAUAAAGACUGCUAGCGUAUGUUUAUGCAUGUACGUAAUAAGCGUAUGUUGUUAAGUGCCUGAAUUCCCGUCUUUUCUACAGGUAUUUCCUUAUGCAUAUAAUCAACAAACCCGAUACAGAGUUCACCGGCCAGGUAUGUCUUCUUUUAUUUCAAGACAAAUCCUCUGUCAAUUUUGUUUAUUAAGCAGUCAGGAACUUAAAUACUAGCACGUAAUUAAGGGGCUAGAUUUGGUCUUCUACGGUAUCAAACCGCAUUUUAGCACCGUGUUAUUUGCCACCUUUGCCAGCACCACGCUCAGAGCGAUUUCCUACCAACCAAAAUACCCUUAAAGUUUAGUUUCCUAGAUAGAAUUAGUGUGACUCGUCAACUAGAAUCCGGCUGUCGAAUGUAACUAUCAACCGCACGGAAAGGACUUGCACCGACAAAUCCCGGUUGUAACUCGGAAACAGUCAUCACACUUUCCCUUGCCGGUAGCAUUUCUCGAUAAUUACCUCUUGCUAUCCAAAGGACAUGCUUAAAUUAGUGUGGUGGGGGAAGGGCUUUUUGAAUAAACUGCAGUCGCGAACUCUAAAUACCGACUUGGAAGACAGUCCGUUGAAAGCAUUAUAAUUAAUGGGAAGCACCUGAAACUGAUAGCCAAGGCAUGCAUCCCAACCAACUUCGUGACUAUGUGCUCAGAUAGGCGAUCAUUCGGUGAAGCCAUUUCUGUCAGUUUCGAAAAUAAGCAAAGUCGACUUCGUAUAUUAUCUACCUUCUUCGGAAAUACAAACUGUUGCCCACGUAAUGUUAUGUUAGCUCCUUAGCCAUUUGCCGAUCUAUUUGAUAGUUUAGAUUGCUGUAGUCUAUGGAGUGGGUAUUUAUAGUUUUAACAACCUUACCAUCCAUAUGAAUCACCACUUAGCCUGUAAUUACAGCCCGUAAUUCAUUGUUAAUGAUGUAAUAAUUCAGGAAACCUAUGUGUGGGAGCUCUACCAACAGCGAUGCUGGGACUUCUUUCCAAUCGGCAAUUGUUUCCGAAAGCAAUAUGAGGAGGAGUUGCAGGCCAAAUAA